This is a messenger RNA of Drosophila guanche, 240 nucleotides long. Its product is annotated as bomanin-3-like. The record is from RefSeq and is a predicted model, not a curated record. NCBI's taxonomy places the organism in Eukaryota, Metazoa, Arthropoda, Insecta, Diptera, Drosophilidae. Gene Ontology annotation, biological process: defense response. The coding region runs from base 44 to 166 and encodes 40 amino acids. The transcript is spliced from 2 exons.
CAGCCGCAGCUCUCACAGUUGAGAUUGGACUAUUGCAAUAAAUAUGAAGUGGAUUUCUAUGGUCUUCGUUUUGGGUCUAUUGGCUUUGGCCAGUGCAUCCCCGCUGACGCCCGGAAACGUAAUAAUAAACGGAGAUUGCCGUAGUUGCAAUGUGCACGGGGGCUAACGUAGAGAAGAUCGUGGUGAUGCAGUGGCUAUACUGGCCAAGAGAAUAGAUAAAUAAACUGCACCAGAAAUGUA